This is a messenger RNA of Eurytemora carolleeae, 722 nucleotides long. RefSeq names its product glutamate receptor ionotropic, NMDA 2C. The record is from RefSeq and is a predicted model, not a curated record. The transcript has 9 exons. The coding region runs from base 6 to 722 and encodes 238 amino acids. NCBI's taxonomy places the organism in Eukaryota, Metazoa, Arthropoda, Copepoda, Calanoida, Temoridae.
AGAUAAUGUUGUUUGUAUUAAUAGCAAUCCUACUUGUUCUGCAGAAAGCUUCAGGACUUGAUCUGAGAGUUAGAACAAACAAACCGGCCAGUCGAAGGGACUCUCCGGAAACCAGUUUGGAUGUGCGCAUAUCCGUUGUAUUGCCGCACUCAAUCUUCAAGGAGAAAGAUUAUCUGAAAGAAAUUAACUCGGCAAAGAAGAUCUUCACUAAAAUGAAAUUUCAGGAAAAGUACACUGUGAACCCAGUUCUAGAAAUGCUGGAUGCAAUGCCAGGACCAACACAGGUUUUAGAGAAAAUUUGUGAAAAAUUCCUUGGAGGAAAUAUUGUAUCUCUGCUGUAUCUCACCAAUUCGGAAAACUAUGGAAGAGAAACCGUCGCCUCGCAAUACUUCCUUGAACUGGCAAAAUAUGUGGGUAUCCCUGUAGUAUCCUGGAAUGCUGAUAAUGCUGCUCUGGAUCAGUCGACAGCGACAGAUAAACUGCAACUUCAACUUGCACCCACAGUUAAACAUCAAGCACAGGCAAUGGUGUCGUUAUUGAUAAGAUACUCAUGGCACACCUUCUCUAUAUUAACCACUAAAAUCGGAGGCCAUCUUUCUUUUACACAGGGACUGCGUGAUAUAACAAACGAUCCAAAAUAUUCGGAGAAAAAGCUUCAUAUAGUGGAUAUCAUGCAUACUGAGAAUCCAGUAGAGGAUAUGAAAAAGUUGGAACGAACAUAG